AUGAAGACGCAACGGGCGGCGAGCAAGGCCGCCACGGUCAAGAAGCGCAAUAACAACAAAUCCAAGGCAGGCGCGGCCUACAAGGUGGACACUUUUAAGGUACCCGAAAACCCGACGCUCGACGACAUCAAGCACGCCGUCGGCCUUCAAGAACUCGACGCACGCGUCAAAGACGCCAAGGAGUCCUGCUGGGAAACUGAGUCCUUGCUGGAAGACGCUCUCGCAGAGCUGGGCGAUGCCAAACUUUCCUCAGAUGAUCCCGACACAUGCUCGCCUGACGAGGCCAUGGUCCUGCGCCACCAGCUCAGAGCACUCGGUCCCGCAGAAUUCUGUAGAAGGACCGUCGAUGCCGGCAGCUACACAGCCAAGAAGUUGCUGUCAGCCUUUGGCAUCAAACCACCCAACUUCCUGGAGGGCGCCGAAGAUGAGGCCUACUUCAGCAUUUUGUCGCUCGCCAUUAGCAGAGAGCUGUCUAAGCGCGCGAAGCUGUGGCGCUUCAACACGGUUGAUGACGCCGUGGAGCUCUUGAACAAGAGUCAAAACAUCAUCGUUCUCACUGGCGCCGGAAUCUCCACUUCGCUUGGCAUUCCCGACUUCCGCUCCAAGGGUGGUCUCUACUCACAACUCGAGCACUUGGGCCUCAAUGACCCGCAAGAAGUGUUUGACAUUUCCGUCUUUAAGCAGGACCCGACAAUCUUCUACACCGUUGCCAAGGAUAUUUUGCCGUCUACCAACCGUUUCACGCCUACACAUGCAUUCAUUUCAAUGUUGCAGAAGAAGGGCAAGUUGCUCACCAACUACACCCAAAACAUUGACAACCUCGAGGCCAAGGCGGGCAUCUCUGCCGACAAGAUGGUGCAGUGCCACGGCUCUUUCGCAACCGCCACAUGCGUUCAGUGCGGCUUCAAGUGCGUUGGUGACGAUAUCUUCCCCGACAUCAAGGCUGGCAAGAUUCCGCGAUGCCCUCGCUGCAUCCAGAACCUCCGACCCAAUGGCAGCACCAAGCGCAAGCGUUCUGCGGGGACUGAGAGGAAGCGCCGCCGCUUCAGCUCCGAUGACUCGACAACCGACGAUGAGUAUGACAUUCCUAGCGCGGGUGUCAUGAAGCCGGACAUCACCUUCUUCGGAGAGGCUCUGCCUGACGAGUUCAGCCGUCGCCUGACUGAGCACGAUCGCGACAAGGUCGAUCUUGUCAUCGUCAUUGGUACGAGUCUGAAGGUGACGCCGGUGUCAGAAAUAGUGAGCUGGCUACCCGGCAACAUCCCCCAGAUUUACAUCUCGCGACAAGCUGUGAGUCACAUCAACUUCGACAUCGACCUGCUGGGCGACUGCGACGUUGUCGUUUCGGAACUGUGUCGCCGUGCCGGUUGGCCUCUUCAGCACGAGAUGGUUCCUGAGGACCAGGUUGUCGACGUCCGACCCGAAGGAAGCUGUGUGAGCAGACACGUCUUCGAAGUCGUCAGGCCCGGCACGUCAUCAGUAAAGCAAGAGCAACAGUCGCCCAAGAACCAAGACCAAUUUUUGAAGCCGACGAAGCCUGCGAGACCGACAAAGUCGAUGAAGCCCAGGAAGUCCACCUGA
Molecule: messenger RNA, 1581 nt
Organism: Colletotrichum chrysophilum
Lineage: Eukaryota; Fungi; Ascomycota; Sordariomycetes; Glomerellales; Glomerellaceae
Exons: 2
Coding region: 1-1581 (526 amino acids)
Molecular function (GO): NAD+ binding
Source: RefSeq, a predicted model, not a curated record